Molecule: messenger RNA, 1839 nt
Organism: Mycosarcoma maydis (corn smut)
Lineage: Eukaryota; Fungi; Basidiomycota; Ustilaginomycetes; Ustilaginales
Exons: 1
Coding region: 1-1839 (612 amino acids)
Source: RefSeq, a predicted model, not a curated record
AUGCCGUUGCAAGAUGCAAACAAGCCUUCUCGCAAGCAGAUUCUCGCUGCUGAGCGAGAAGCUCACGGUGCAUAUGACCCUGAUCGUCUAGCAAAUUUGUUACCUCGCAUCUUGCGAAUUGAAAAACCUUCUUCAAAGCACGCUUCGCAGAACUAUGCGUUCCGCUUCACAUCUCGUUCGCAUCUGCGCAGGCGAGACAACGUUCUGACCGGCAGAGAGAAUGUGCGAGACGGCGAAGCAAACGCAGCCUCGACAGCUACCACGUCUGAAACGCGUGUGAACGGGAUGCCGCUCGCUCCGACAUGGGCCGACUCUGGGUCGCCCCGCUCGCCACCAUCCCCCACUGACGAUGAUCCGGUCCCCGCAACGGUUCCACAGAUCAACUACGGCGAUGCAAGACCGAGCCGGCAGCCGCCCUCAUCACCGCUUGACGCCACGAUGCCUAACGACACCUCUACGAUGCAGCCGAAUCGCACUCUGACAGCAGCAGACACCUCAUCCGGUAGCAACGGCGAAUCAACCGAGGACGGGGUUUCGCAUAGCACCACCGGUUUGCUCGCCGGAGGCAUGGUGGCGGCGGUCUUGUUUCUGGUUGCACUUGGCAUAUGGAUCAGCUGGUAUCGACAUCGCUCGGAUCGUUCUGCGUGGAAGAAGCGAACCAAGUCGCACAGGUUGGGCUCGAUCGAUGGGCUGAGGGGCGUAUCGACCGACGCCCAAAGCGCCACUACAGCCGAAACGCUUGAAAACAAGGCAGGCUCGAGUGACUUUCUUGUCAAGCAUUCGGUGCCACCAGGUAAAGCGGGACCGUUCGAUAGAGCUGUGGCCAACAUUCUUUCGCACACAUCUCGGGCGCAAUCGCAACCAUUGCGUGUCGACAGUAUCCCUGGUGGAGGUGAUUCAUCGACAGCUAGCUAUCUCGAUGUUCCAGGAGCGUCAUUGUCGCACUCGCGAUCGCUCGAUUCGAUCGAGGAAGUAGCCGAACCUGCUACGGGCGUCUCUUCGCAUUUUGACAUGGCCAAACGAGACAGCGCGCUGUCGUUCGUUGAAAUGACGCCUCUACGAACGACGUGGACGGAUCGAUUACAUCGUCCUACUACCUCGCCUGGUGAUUCUACACGCGCAUUUGGUAGCUCUCCUACUUCGGUCUCGUUCAGUACGCCGGAUAGCAGGUUGAACAAGAAAAGCUCGCCUCGACGCCCACAAAGCGCCAAAAACGGCGGUGAGAUUGAAAUGACGCGACAAGGAUCGAAUUUGGUGAUUCGUCAAAGACCUAGUACAGGUACGUUGCGCCGGCCUUUAUCGAGCGCCGGUAGCAGUUUCAGAAGUGCUCUGAGGAAGACUCGCGGCGGAGAGGAAGACGACGGUGCGAUCUGCAUCGAGACGGAUGGUAUUGUAGAUCGUGAUGAUGCCAACAAGGGAUUAUACGAGCUGACGAUUGCCAACAGCGUCCAUAACACCAAGCUGGGAUCGCACUUCAGCAGUAGCACUCUGCAAACCGCUCAAAUGCGUACAUCGUACGCUACCAUGGCUGACUCUCCGUCGGGAAGUUUCAGCUUUGAGAUCAAAGACGCGGUCCGACUGGGUGCGCCGUUGACGCUUGAACCUCGUCCGACGGGUCCGUGUAGCGCGGAUCCAAAGGCAGCUGUCAGAGUGGCAGAGGUGAAAGAGGAGCGACAGCCGCCGGCGACGAUGUCAAGCAAGGACACUUUUGUCAACGAUCUGGAUUGGAAUCUUCAAGAUUGCUGUUGGACCACCGAUUCCAACAUAAUUUCGGUGCGCUCAGCAAUCACGAAUGCCAGUGCCAGAGACCAAGCACAACCAGUAAAUCACGAAUCGUGA